Pseudo-nitzschia multistriata is the source of this 1010-nucleotide messenger RNA. The record is from the annotation of a GenBank genome assembly. Lineage: Eukaryota; Bacillariophyta; Bacillariophyceae; Bacillariales; Bacillariaceae.
AUCUACCAGCACAGCAUCGAGAAGACCAUCUCCCUCUGCUCCCCAAGAAAAGAUGCUCUGUAGAGAAUGAAACAGACACCUGGCAUUCUGUAAGUAAAAGAUAUUGAUAACUCUUUUAGUUGUGUUUUGUCUGAAUAUCUUGCUCGAAGUUGGAACCUGUUCUCUUCACUUGUUUCUUGAUUAUACCUCACGCAUGACGUUUUUGCAGAAGGAAGAAUACAAAAAACUUCUUUUGGAUCAGUUCCUAACAGUUCACAUAAUGCGAUCCUUGCGGGCCCUAUCUCAGAAUGAAGACSAAAAAAGUGGAGAUAGCAAUAAGGACAAGAAGUUCAGCUGCGACGACUACUUGAAGAAACUGGCAAUCGAUCCAAAAGACUAUUGCGAGCGUGGCCUCGAAAAUUACGAAUCAGAGGAAGGUCGCMAUCAGAUCAACUUAAAUCGCAAGCGUCACAAGUUGUUAGUUAUCGAAGAAUACAAACGACAGAGAAUAACAGGAACAAACGAUCCCGAGCUUGUUCGGAUCAUUUCGAUGACUCAAUCGGUACGAUCGAUGUUAAAGGCUCAGUUGUUGGCGGCCAUUGAUCAGCAAGAAGCACGAGCAAACAACAAUGGCGCAAAGGACGAAACCAAUGGUAACAAUGGAAAGAAAAAAUAUGUGCCGAAACAACAUCUACUCUGUCCAUGUGUUUCCCUWAUGUCUCACCUAGACUCAAAUGGCACAAAACCUACCAACUCCGCGAGCGUCAUCAAYGAGGAGAAUAUUGUUGCUCAACUACUUGUUCAUCGAAAUGAUGGCCAUUAUGUACCGCAAGCAGUUCGCGAUGAGUUUAGCAAACAACACAAACAACUGCAAUAUCGAGAUCUUCUUUUGCAACAACAUCGUAAUUUUCUCUUAAAACAGCAACAACAGCUACAGCACCAUAUACAUUCUGAAUCUAAGCUUCAUCAGCAUCUCCAACACUGUGACAAGACAUGUUACAACGAUAAAAUAAUGAACAUACAACAAAACA